GUCUGAUCCACCGCCGUCCCCACCCGAGGUCCCACCUCCCAAUAUCGAAAAGUAUAGGAAGACAGUGCACAAUGUAGCUCUUGCAGCUCUGGUCGCCUGCCCGGUACUCGCCCUGCUUCCGCCUCGCAAACUCGACAUAUACACCAUACUUCUGAUAGCCACCACGGGCCACUCGGCCAACUACUUGGUGCGUGAGAAAAGUGGUCGAUCCCUAUGGCAAAUGGCUACGCGACAGCAACCUGCACAAAUGCAGCAACCGAUGGAAGGUGUAGCGUCAUCGAGCGUUGUUGGGGAGCUGCAGAAGGAAGCUAGAGCGCGUGGUUAUGAGAGUGGUUGGAAGGCUGAGAGGCAGAAGGAGAUCAAAGAGGAUGUGGAAGAGGGCAAGGAGUUUUCGGAUAUGAUCAUUGAUCAGGUCUGGGAAGUGUGGAAUCAGGGAAAGAAGAAGAGUGGUGAGGACUGAAAGAUUCAAGCAACUGUGCGCGAGGAUUUGAUCAUGGCGAGAUGCAUGUCCCCGUCACUCCGUGGCUUCCCGUAUAGUUGGGAUAGCAGGCAUCGUCAGUGCCUAAGCGCUGUGAAUGUUAGCUUCGGGCCAUACCACAUGCGCACAACUUCUCAUUGACGCAGGAAGUGGCCCAGCCAUCGAUUCGGCAUGCAGCGUUGGAAUCCAGGCUUUGCAAUGAGCCAUGAAGUGCUGCUACAGUACAAGGGAGAGGGCACCAAACCAUGUCGAAACACCCAACCUCGUAGCAAUAUCACUCUGCAGAUGCUGUUUCACGGGAAGGCAUAUCAGACGAAAAGUUGUUCGUUAUCCGCCUUCCACAAGCGAUGCACGACAAUGUUAGUAACCUGGUGUCCGAUGUGAGACUUACAGCAUGCACGUAUGAACCACCCAGCACGCAUGUCUUGCUUGACUGGAGAGGCAAGCAUGUCUGACUGCGAACUUUCGUUCAUGCACUGCACUUGGGCCGCGCGCCUCAUCCUCAUGGGCCCAUAGCCACUUCGACUCACCAACAUCAUCGAGACCACGGCGCGGUUGAUGACAAACAGGUUCCCGCAGCCAUGUGGAUUUGCAGCUGGCGGGUAGCUGCUCAUAUCACGUAGCGCUCAGUCCCGGUUCCCGAAGGCAUGUCUCAAGUCUGAGGCAACUACUGAUGCUCGAGCCAGGCUAAAGGCUGGGAAACAAAGAACUGGCGGUCAGCUCCCGCUGCGAACAGUUGUUCGUCCACAUGUUUAUCUUGCCUGCUCAUGCACAUCUGCCUGCGAACUGGUAGCACAGCAGAGCAACUUCGACCCUCCCACGGUAUCUCCGCAGUCGUUGGCUUACUGUGCUCACGAUGGCUUGUGAAGUUGACCAUUCGCCUUUUGCGGACACCACUAUUGAUGAUGACUGGAUGAAGGCAGAAGAUGGCAACGGCAGCCUGAACGAUAUCAGCGACUUCAACAGCAACUUUGGGCAUCAGAGCUAUGACACUAUCAACCCAUCGUUGACAUAUAGUAACCAUUCGACCCCGGCGACCAGCGACCACCAUGCCUACACCUUCAAUGCUACCGCAAAUUCCGAUCUCAACCAGACGCUCUCGCCACAGCCAACGUACGAGGCGUAUCCAUCAUCCUUCAACAACGCUCCAGAGACGCCGUACUUCAGUUCGGUGGAGAUGAACCAUGCUGCACCCAACCAUCAUUCGCUGCUCCGCAACCAACAUUUCAGUCAUCGCCGUUCAGUCUCAGAGCCUCCUGGCAUGCCGGAGCAGUCACCGAUCACAUUCCACCGUAAGGAACAUUGGAUAGGCGCUCCGGUGCGCUCGAAGCCGACUGCGCUGAAGAGUCUGCCGAAGCACAAGGCGAAUCGUAGCCACCCAUACCCAGCCCCAGCGCCAACGCGCAAGCCCGCAAAACAGCAGCCUUACUCGCACGUGCAGCAACGGGCAAUGGCCCAGGAUGCAAGACCAGACAUGCAGCGAUCUCAGACGCAGCCGCUUCACCAUUACCAACAAUACGCACCGACCAGUGCUCCUAUGAUGUCUCCCCAGCACUUUAUGAGCAUGUCGCCAGACCAGUUACAUGCGCCUCCAUCUAGUCACAUGAUGAUGGCAGCGAAUCCAUUCAUACCGAGCACUAGUCGCGUCUGCACUCCGACACCCAUCGAUCCUUCCCUACGUGAACCUCCCAUACCGAGCAAGAGAGUGAAGCGAGAGACCACUUUGAACAUCAUGAUGACGGUCGAUGAGCUGCGAGCGCUAGUCUGCGAGGCGGUACAGAAGGCAGUUGGGGGCAGCGGAGAGCGCAUGAACGGGGAGAGCACUCAACGGGAACAGGAGAGAACAGAGGCGGAUUCUGAAGAGCGGUCUGUCAGCCCCAAAGCCGUUCCAGUUGAAGAGGUGGAGGAGGUUGAUGCUGGUGUCGGUGUGAUGAAAGAUGAAACGUGAGUCCAGCAGCUUGGGCCGUGGUGUGUGCUGUCGACUAUGAGCGCGGCCAGGCUAGGCGGCACAGGUCAGAUGGCAGUUGUUCUCAAGUGCUCGCAUUGUCCCGGUCGUUGGUACAACUAUUGGAUUAAGC
Sphaerulina musiva SO2202 is the source of this 2556-nucleotide messenger RNA. RefSeq lists its product as uncharacterized. NCBI's taxonomy places the organism in Eukaryota, Fungi, Ascomycota, Dothideomycetes, Mycosphaerellales, Mycosphaerellaceae. The transcript has a single exon. Bases 1335 to 2426 code for a protein of 363 amino acids. The record is from RefSeq and is a predicted model, not a curated record.